CGAGCCUGCGCGCCCACAAUCGCAAAUCCUCCCAAACAACUUCACCUCCUGCUUCCUGUUCUUUCUGCCGUGGCAGCGUGCCACUGAGCUUUGAUCGCUAUCCGAUACAAUAAGAUUGCUGCUGAAGUAAGCGUCUGAGUCGGAAUUUGUCGGAGGCGGAUCGUGCGCUGUGGUCUCUUGUUCAAACCUCCACUGCACGUUUUAAGACGAGCCAACCGCGUUGAGCCAAAAAGGUCACUGGAUCUUAUCCAUUUGCCGCGAACCAGGACCAGCCUAUCCAGCAGAUACGGUUAGAGUACAAGAUGGACGCUGAGGGCAAGCUCUGUUUCAUGGACGCGAAGGAGUUUCGCAAAGUCUUCGACAUUAAGUCGCGCUCGAAGAACCAGCCAAACAGCUCUGACAAGAAGCCAAUCCUCCGCGACAUGUUCAAGAACGUAUAUACUCCUGGGCUUCCCCAGGAAGCCGGUGGCACGACAGUCAAACGGAGCUGGACAGAGAGGCAGAUGUAUCGAGCAUUCAUUAACGUGGUAGCAAAGAACAAGCUCUGUCCGGAAUACAAGUUUACAUUGUCGGCGAACAAGGGCGACAAGGACGACCCGACGAAGCAGAGAGUCGACGUGGCGAUGUUCAAGGGGAAGGCCCCGAAAGACGGCGCGCCACACUGGGAUGAACAAGCGCUGUGGGUCGAGUUCAAGAGAGACGAUGUCGCUGAUCCAUUCAAAGGCAACACGCUGGCGCCCAAGAGCACGAAACGUGAGGACACAUGGGCGCAGCUCAUCACGUACGCGGCGAGAAUCUUCGAGACCCAACACCGGACCCAUCUUUAUUCCGUUCUCAUUUGCGGUCCGACCGCCUACAUCAUGCGCUGGGACCGGUCGGGUGUGAUCGUGACGGAGGGCUUCAACUACAUCAAGGAAGAUGAGCUGCUUGCCGAUUUCCUCUCCUCAUUCGUGUGCAUGAGUCCUGCACAGCAAGGCUACGACACCACCGUUGAGCCAGUCGAGCCGGGCUCCGCCGAUUACAAGGCGAUGGACAACGCGGUCGAAACAUGCAAGGACACGUUGGACUAUGUGAAGGGUUACUUCAAAGCGUCGUUGGUGGGUGGCGCUCGGCGGUGGCGGGUGAGGGUGGAAGGAUAUGAGCAGCCUUUCCUCAUCGGCAACCCUCAUUUCAGAUCGUGGGGGGUGUUUGGCCGCGGCACGAAGGGCUUCGUCGCCUACGAGGCUAAGAAGGAAAAGUUCUUCUGGCUGAAGGAUACGUGGCGCAUCGACCUGGACGGUAUGGAGAAGGAGGGCAAGAUCAUCCUAGAGCUGGAGGAGGCGGGUGUGGAGAAUAUCCCGACUGUGGUCUGCCACGAAGAUGUCUUGCAUGAGAUCAAUGGUGAACGCAUUGCACAGUCCACACUCGCACACGAGUACCUCAGGAAAGCGCACCAGGAGGCACGCAAGGAGCGGAAGGCGAAGACAGUCGAGACAAAGAGACGGUUGGGGCGGGCAGCCGCAGGAAACAAGGCCAAACGCAGCUCGAAGCAGCCCCACAGUGAGGCGAAAAAGAGCAAGGGUCGGAAGCAAGCAAAUGAAGCGAGUUCGACGGGUUCAGGAACGAGUGUCAUCGACGGGUCCGCGCGAAGCGACGAGCAAGAACGCGUUGUUGGACAGUCCAGCGAUGGCGAUGGUGAGGAGAACGGAGCGAGUACGUCAGGCGCUACUCGGGCACAGCAACAAGCACGAUCGGGUUCGCCACAUGCCGAUGAAGCCGCAAAUGACGGGGAUUCGACAGUGGAGGAAGCGGCUCAGUCGCCUAUUACCGGGCAGGAAGCAGCUCAUCCGUUCACGUCCAAAGAUGACGUCUCGCAGCAUUCGACCCCUGCGAAGGGAUUGGUCGAGUCUCCGGCGAUUGAACAGCCACAGGCACAGUCUAGCUCAUUGACGAGUGAAGACGGAGGCACCGGUGGUCAGAAUUUGAGCAACGUCGCAAGUUCCUCGUCUCAAAAACAAAUAUCCGCUGAAGACGAGGAUCCCGAUACUACUCCGGUUGGCGCAGAGCCACUGCUGAGAUCGUAUACGCACUACCGGCUUGUCGAGGAAGAAGUCGGCAUGCGUCUUGAAGAGUUUGACAACGGUUUUCAGCUGACCACCACCGUCACUGAUGCCCUCGAAGCACAUUCGCAGGCGGUGUCGAAAGCCAGCCGUAUUCACCGGGAUGUCAGUCCAAACAAUAUCGUCGUCAUCUUUUACAAGACAGCCACCGAGGGGAAGUUCCUUAGACGGGGUAUUCUCUGCGACUGGGAGUUCUCAAAGCGAAUUGAGGAUGACCCAACAUUAGAACAACGAAGACAGAUCAAUCGUACCGGUACAUGGCAGUUCCAAUCUGCCAUAGUCCUCUUGCAGCCAGCCAAGUCCGUCGAGAUUGCAGAUGAGCUGGAAGCCUUCUUCUACGUUCUCCUAUAUUGCUCGCUGCGAUAUAUCCACAACACCUGCAGAGAUCUGGUUCGAUACAUGUCCAACCUCUUCGAUCUCGCAGUGUUCUCCAACGACGACUACUGGUGCCCGAUUCUCAAGUAUCAUACCGUGGCCGCCGGCGAGCUGAUAUGGUUGGCCAAAGAGAUUCACUUUCUCUCUGCAGGAGUUGCCAGUGGUGGUACUGCAGACAAACAACCGCUAAAUGCUAUCUUCUCCACGCUGUUGAACUGGUUUAAGGCACGGUACGUUGUCGCGGAAGCCGACGGCACAUUAGCUCCACCGGAGUAUCUGAUACGUGCUGCCCACGACGAGCUGGUUGCUUCGCAGACCUCUGCACGUGAUAGCGAUGUGGAAGAGAGCGAGGAGGAUGACGAGACAUCACAGCUGCAGACGUUGUUUGGGCGAAAGGUAGGUCAGAGAGACCUCUUCGCCGAUGAUCAUGUGGAGCAGGAACAGCUCGAUGAUGCAACAUCCGUCGUGGAACGGAAACGGGCGGUCAACCUAGAGUCGCACGACCCCAUGUUGAAUCUGCUUGCGAGGGCUAUCUCCAAGCAGAAAUGGCCCGCCAAGGACGGAGCGGGCGACCAACUACCAGGUCACACCCACGGGAAGAUUCUGCAGGCCGAUGAUCCGGACGCCAUUGCUACGCGCACUCGUCAGCGGAAGCGCAAUGCCAACGCGAGCAUCGACGAGAACGGCUCUAAUGACAUCGACGAACGUCCGGCUAAACGUCAAAGGAAAAUCCCCGCUCUACAGUUGAAUCGCGCAUCGGCUUCUCGCGGCACCAAGCGCGGAGCUUCAGACGACGACAACUCUGACGGUCCUUUCAAACCGCCAGCGAAACGCGUCCGGACGUUGCGCACCGCUGCUCCGGCGAGCCAGUUGCACGUUGCGCCAGCCGCGUCGGGAUCUAGCACCAGCCGCCCUCGUCCCGCAUCGAAGCCUUCAUCGCGGACUCGCAAGACUGAUAUAUCCAUGUCACCUCCCCUUGUACCGGCUCCCAGUCGUGGCAGCGCGAAUGCUCCGGUCGCGUCUGGCUCUCGUCCGAGUCGCUCGCGCGCCGCCCAAGACCAAUCGUCUACCGAUGAGGCUGCUGAUGGGGCCAUUAAUGUUGGCACAAGGAGGUCCGGGCGAUUGUCAGCGAAGGACAAGGGUAAGGCGCGGGCAUAUUAGUUGCCUUACCUAGUUUGUAGUAUCGUUUGGCUCGGAACCUGAUGGAGUUUAUGGUUGUACGUACGCUCACCGCUAUUUAGCCCACAUGUAUGCUAUUUGUCGCUCAUCAUCGUCUACUUAUCACAAUUGUAGCAAUAGAAGGUAUCUGUCACGGACUGUUGCACGGAUCGGAUGUUCACUCACGGCUACAAUGUCAAUUCCGUAGAUUCUGCUGAAUGGUUCUAAACUUGUAUCGUUGUUGCAACAAUAGAUUCUAGUUCAUCAUGAGACU
This is a messenger RNA of Laetiporus sulphureus 93-53, 3906 nucleotides long. RefSeq lists its product as uncharacterized. The transcript is spliced from 9 exons. The coding region runs from base 303 to 3635 and encodes 1110 amino acids. Lineage: Eukaryota; Fungi; Basidiomycota; Agaricomycetes; Polyporales; Laetiporaceae. The record is from RefSeq and is a predicted model, not a curated record.